AUGGGCAGAGACGAACAGCGAGAGGAGAGGGAGGUCCUGGACUCGAUCUUUCCGGAUGAGAUAACAGACAUCUCCGACACAGAGUACCGAAUCUCAAUCGCUCUCGAUGUCACAAACGCUGAGGAUGAUGACUCCGAACCUCCGACCCUGAUCCUCACAGUCCAAUACCCCGACGCCUACCCCGACGAAGCGCCGCGCCUCGACAUCUCCGCCCCGCCCAACGCGCCCAAGCACCGGCACCUCAGCAUCCAAGAUGACAAGGCCCGCCUGCUUGAAGCUCUCGAGCCCACAGUCGAAGAAAAUUUGGGGAUGGCAAUGGUCUUCACGCUCGUCAGCACUCUAAAGGACAGCGCCGAGCUGCUCAUCUCCGAGCGGCAGAAGGCGGCGCAGGCGCUGCGGGAUGUGGAGGCUGCGAAGGCGGAGGAGGCCGAGAACGCCAAGUUUCAUGGGACGGCGGUCACGAGGGAGAGCUUCAUGGAGUGGCGGGCGCGGUUUCGGCGGGAGAUGGAAGAGGAGGAGAGGAGGAGGACGGAGGAGAGGGAGAUAGAUGAGAAGAAGAAGAGGGGUGCCAAGGAGGAGAGGAAGUUGACGGGGCGGGAGCUUUGGGAACGGGGGUUGGUUGGGAAGGUGGAGGAGGAGGAUGAAGGGGAGGAUGGGCUGGAGGGGAUGGAAAGGGUGAAGAUAGAAGCGUAG
Coniosporium apollinis CBS 100218 is the source of this 693-nucleotide messenger RNA. RefSeq lists its product as uncharacterized. The record is from RefSeq and is a predicted model, not a curated record. The transcript is spliced from 3 exons. Lineage: Eukaryota; Fungi; Ascomycota; Dothideomycetes. Gene Ontology annotation, biological process: cytoplasmic translation. Bases 1 to 693 code for a protein of 230 amino acids. Gene Ontology annotation, molecular function: protein binding.